Syngnathus typhle (broad-nosed pipefish) is the source of this 941-nucleotide messenger RNA. RefSeq names its product prostaglandin D2 synthase a (gene ptgdsa). The transcript has 6 exons. Gene Ontology annotation, molecular function: small molecule binding. Lineage: Eukaryota; Metazoa; Chordata; Actinopteri; Syngnathiformes; Syngnathidae. The record is from RefSeq and is a predicted model, not a curated record. Bases 16 to 693 code for a protein of 225 amino acids.
GCACAGAAUAAACAAAUGUCGCUGCAGAGAGGAUUUGAGUCCACUUGGAUCACAACUCGCUCCCGUGGCCCGUUUUUGCAGCUCAUCCACCUCACCUCAGUCCAUUAUAUCCGCUCCCCCGCCCCCCUCCACGCCACCAUGAGGACCGCCGUGGUGGCUGUUGCCAUGGUGAUGUUGUGUACAUCGAUGGCGAGCAGGGAUGUGAGGCCGCAGAGGGAUUUCAACUUGCAGAGGUUUGCAGGUAGGUGGUACCGCGUGGGCCUGGCGUAUGACUCGGCAAGCUUUGUCCCGUACAGAGACAAACUGAAGGUCUCCCUGGGUGUCGUCACAACGCAGGCAAACGGCAACGUUAAUCUCACAAUGUGGGACGCCACGCCUGCAGGAUGUCAAAGUAAAAUGUACUACUAUGAGAAAACAAAUCUUCCAGGACAAUUUACAUACUUUAGUACACGUCACAACAUGGUGAAGGACAUCACUGUUGUGGACACAAACUACAGUGAAUAUGCAGUGGUGCUCAAACACAAAGUGUUUCAUAGAGAGUACACCCAGGUGGCCCUCUAUGGUCGCACACCCAGAGUGAGGGUUGACGUCAUUCAGAAGUUUAAAGCCUUCGCUUUAUCUCGAGGAUUUCCAAGAGAAGCCAUUCUCACUCCGCCGCUAGCAGAUAAUUGCCCUCCAUCACCUUCUGGAUAAGUGAGUUAAUUGAUAAUCAAAUAUUUAAAUGCAUGAGGAUUCAUCAUGUAUUCAGCACGUCUUCACUAUGUGUGUUAAAAUCUGCAGGUCCCUUGUUGCUUCUCCAUUGUAUUGACUUGGCCUUUUACCUGCCAUCAGUUACUGUAAACACCUCUCUUUCAAUAAUAACCUGACUAUGAGAAUGAUGAUGUAAACAAAUCUGCUGGUUCACAUUUCCAUAAAUAAAUCAUUUACAGAUUACAACACUA